AUGGUCACAGUCGAACGCGAGCUCUCCGGUUUCAAGCCUGCGCAGCCGGGUCCGCCCUCGUCCGAGUCCACCGAGUUCAAGCUGGUCUCAGGCCCGGACGCGACCUUCGCCGACUUUGAGUACACGCUCACCUUUCCACUACCGAACGCGGUCCGUGUGACUCUAACGGGCCCCGACCGUCCUGCCCCACCGCACGACAAUGUCAUCCUACAAUACGAGCCGCUACCUUUCAAUGUCAAGAUCGACGGGUGUGAUGCAACCAUACCCUUCCCUCCAACUGGGAAGGAUGGAGCACGCCGGCGGGAGCUACGCCUCAAUUGGGAGGACAGUAUCCUCCUCUCUAUCUGGGAGGAGAUUGAGGGGUCCUGGGUGCGCAUUGCUGGUGAUUUACCAUCGCGCUCCUAUGCGCUCACGGAACAUGGGGUUAUGCGGCACUGGUGGCUCGAGAAAGAUAACGUCCAUCUCGGGAUGGGGGAGAAGGCCGCGCCGCUCGACCUGACUGGCCGGAGCUUUCGGUGUGAUGGAUCUGACUCGGCUGCGUACGACGCGUACGAGACCGACCCGCUGUACAAGCACACGCCAUUCCUCGUGUCCACGCCCCGCGCCGUUUCAGGCAAGCCGACGCCGUCGACGUAUGCCAUCUACCACGCGACAAACUCGAAUGCGCUGUGGGAUAUUGGGCGGCAUCAUGAUGACCCUUGGGGAUACUUCAAGACGUUUACGCAGGACUGGGGCGGCCUUGAGGAGUGGUACCUCCUCGGCGCAGGGGUUAGGGAGGUUACGCGGACAUGGGCUGAGGUCGUUGGCCGUCCUAUGCUCGUCGGGCGUGACUGGCUAGGAUAUUUGGCUAGCGGGAUGGGUCUAGGCGAGAGUGACGAGCCGAUCGCGCAGGACCUCCUCGCUGCCUUCCCAGACGACUGUAGGAAGUACGGCAUUCCGUGUUCGGCAAUUCACUUCUCCUCGGGAUAUACUGUGGGCGAGGACGGGAAUAGAUACGUCUUCACGAUGAACAAGAAAAGAUACCCCGACUUUAAGGGGCUUGUCGGCGGCCUGCACCGGGCCGGGAUCAAGGUCGUGCCCAACAUCAAGCCUUACAUGCUCACCAGCCACCCGGCCUAUGACAGUGUAUUAAAGGCCGACGGGCUGUUCUACGCCCCAUUGGCCAAGGGACCGGUAGUCACGAGAAUCUGGAGCUCGGGCGUCGGCGUGAAUGGCAAGGGGUCUUGGGUGGACAUGACGAGCGCCCCGGGUCGGGAGUGGUGGGCAGCCGGUGUCAAGUCGCUGAUCGACCUCGGCGUCGAUGGCAUGUGGAAUGAUAACAACGAGUAUUAUCUGCACGACGACGAGUUCUUGGCGGCCAACGUUUUCCCACACCCCCUCCGCCAGCCGGCUAUGGCGGGUAAGGCAAAGUUGGGAGCGCUGGGGCGCAUGGUCAAUACAGAAAUGGUGGCCAAGGUAUCGCAUGAUACGCUCCUCCGCUCUCAUCCCGAGCGACGGCCGUAUGUCCUCACGCGGUCGGCCAACGUCGGAGCCCACAAGUAUGCCUGCGGUACAUGGACAGGCGAUAACUGGACGAGCUGGAAGAACCUGCGUGGCAGCCAGGCGAUCCAGCUCAACUGCGGCAUCAGCUUGAUGCAGAGUACUGGCUCGGAUAUUGGGGGAUUCGGGGGACCGCUUCCUUCUCCAGAGUUGUUUGUGCGCUGGGUACAGCUUGGAGUCACGCACGCGAGAUUCUGCAUCCACGCAUUCAAGCCGACACCCGACGAUCCGUCUGGUGCGAGCCAGACAAACCUGCCUUGGAUGUACCCCUCCGUCCUCCCGGUCAUUCGGGACGCGAUAAAAUGGCGAUACGAGUACCUUCCGUUCUUCAACUCUCUCAUGUGGGGGAGUCACGAGGAUGCGGAGCCGACCAACGCCUGGCUUGGGUGGGGAGAUUUCGCCUCGGAUCCAGAGGUGUACACGGACGAAACCUUGAAUGGGGUUGACGCGUGGAUCGGCGCUGGACAACUCCUCUCCGUGCCUGCCCUCCAUGAGGGGGAGCUGACGCGCACUGCCUACCUCCCGAAGGCGAGUGCCGAGGAUGAUACCAUCUACUUUGACCUCCAUGCGCCGUAUGGUCAGCACCGCGCAGGUACGCGGGUGACGCUCGCCACGCCGCUUGAGCACAUGGGUCUCCUGGCACGCGAAGGAGUCGUUAUCCCCACCGGCAAGAAUUACCAUACGGUCACGCAGCGCGAGGGUCCGGCCCGGACGACGCCGGACGGCGUCGACGUCCAACUCGAUGAGGAGGGAGGCGUGGUCGGGCUCGACGAUUGGCGCGGCGUGCAGAUCUUCCCCACUACGGGUAAGUACGCGGGCCGCUGGAUUGAGGACGAUGGGAUUUCAGCCGAGCCGGGCCGAGCUGUCAUCGAACUCACGUACGAGGGUGGGGAGGAUGUCGUCGUGUCGGCCAAAUUUGCCGAGCACGACUUCAAGCCGCUCUGGGGGAACACGCUGCAUGUCUUCCUCCCGGUUGGGGACGAGCGUGUUGUUCGUGGCGCAGAGACUGUCAGUGUGAAUGGGCGUUCGGCGUGGCUCGUGGACGUGAGUUCGCCGGGAACGUGGGUGAAAGUAUAA
Molecule: messenger RNA, 2616 nt
Organism: Cutaneotrichosporon cavernicola
Lineage: Eukaryota; Fungi; Basidiomycota; Tremellomycetes; Trichosporonales; Trichosporonaceae
Exons: 4
Coding region: 1-2616 (871 amino acids)
Biological process (GO): carbohydrate metabolic process
Molecular function (GO): hydrolase activity, hydrolyzing O-glycosyl compounds; carbohydrate binding
Source: RefSeq, a predicted model, not a curated record